Volvox carteri f. nagariensis is the source of this 3017-nucleotide messenger RNA. RefSeq names its product Dof-type zinc finger protein (gene dofA). Lineage: Eukaryota; Viridiplantae; Chlorophyta; Chlorophyceae; Chlamydomonadales; Volvocaceae. Gene Ontology annotation, biological process: regulation of DNA-templated transcription. The record is from RefSeq and is a predicted model, not a curated record. Bases 80 to 2119 code for a protein of 679 amino acids. Gene Ontology annotation, molecular function: DNA-binding transcription factor activity; DNA binding. The transcript has 4 exons.
UGAGGCGGCGCUGCACCCUGGCGCACGGUUGGCCCGUGGGAUUGGCGCAUUUAGACAAGUAUCAAUCAAUCAGCAAUCCAUGGAGGGCGCCUCGCGAGAUACAGUAAGUACUUCAGGUCAGCUGGAGGACUGGGCGGCUGGUGUUGCUGCCGACCUGAACGAGGAACGCGAGGAGAAAGCCAGGGAGCCAAGGCGACAGACGGGCGACCGCGAUGUAACUAGUCCGUCGCGUGUGCGAAAUGGUAACAACCAAAGUUCUGCGGUAGCAAAGCGCGCCCGUCAACUUCAGGAACGCGAUUCCAGCCCUGACGAUGACAACGCGGCCAAGGAUUCAGGCCCGCGACAGAAGCUUCCUCGGCCCGAGAAAAAGGAAACGUGCCCACGGUGCAACAGCUUGGACACCAAAUUUUGCUACUACAAUAAUUACAACAUAAAGCAGCCUCGGUUUUACUGCAAGACUUGCCAGCGAUACUGGACGGCGGGUGGCACACUCAGGAACAUAGCGCCUGGGUCCGGUCGCCGCAAGAGCAAGAGCAAAGCCGCUGGCAGGGAGCAGCGUAGCAGCCCUUCCCUGGCUGACCAUAUCACGGCGGCGGCAGCUGUGGCUCAUACGGGAAUGUUCGGGCUGCCCGUCAACACGCCCGCUCCGUACAGCGGCCUUAACCCAGCUCUGCUCGCGGCCGCUGAUCCGACAGGGAUUCUCACGAAUGGGUCGGCUACGAGCGCAGCUUAUGCUCAUCAGCAAUUGCUGGGCGGCCAUGGAGGUCUCGCGGGGCUGAAGUUGGCGGGCGUUUCGCAGCUACACGGGGGUCAAUGGGCUGGAGGCAAUGGCCUGACCUCCGACCUGAGCGGCAGCGCGGCUUUACGCGAACACCUGCAGGCCCACCUCGCCGGUGGCGCACCCAUGUCAUCAAGCCUGGUUGCGAAUGGCCAUCAGGGCAUGAAUGGAAUCGAUGCGCGAACCCUGCUUAAUGGUGACGAUCUGCCUGUUGCUCUGGCGCUGGCUCAGUCGCAGCUGGGAAACGGCGGGCAGCGGCCGUCACCGCCAGGUUCACCGCCACCGCAGGCGCAACAGCAGGCCUCAUCACCCCAGCAGCCAAACUCCCAGCAGUCGCAGCAGCCAUCGCCGCCGCAGGCGCCGCAGAACGGCGGCAUUUCGGACGACCCCGAUGCAGACGGCAACAUGGACGGCGCGGAGAUUGUCGUGCAAGGCCGCCGCUUACGGCGGAAGGCAGAACUGGAGAACGCCGGCAGCUCUAAUGGUUAUGUCGGCGGCGUGGGCAGCGGCGCUUCGGUUUCGGGUUCGCAGCUUGCGGGUCUCCACCUGCCUCCGAGCAUGGCCUCUCUGGCAGCGGUCAUGGGUCCGGGUGGGGGCUCUAGCAGCCUGGGAAAUAAUUUGCAUCCCCUGCUGUGUUCUCAAGAGAACGGAGGGUUGCUGGAUGGCGCCCAAAGUAGCCUGUCGCGACACAACCUGCAAAUAGCGCUGCAGCAGCAUCAAAUGGCGCAGACACAUGAUAGCCUGCAGCAGCUAAAUGGGCUUCUGCCGACCAGCUCCGUGGCGCUCCACCCGCUGCUACACGGCCUGGGCCACCAGGGCGGCAACCCGUCGGCAGCAGCGUCGAACACGGCGGCCGCGGCGGCUGUAGCAGCCCUGGACCCCUUGCAGAGGUCUGCGCUGCUGCAGCAGGCCGCUGGGCUGGGUGGUAUGGGAUGGCUCCAGGGGGGCAGCAGCAUGCUUCAAUCUAGCCUGCUGCUGCAGGUUCCGUCACAAUUUUCAUCGAUGAACGCGUCCGGGAACAGCGGUGCAGCGGACUGGCUAUCCCUGGCCGCGGCCGCGGCCGCGAAGGUGCACGCUCCUGCAGCAGCACACGGGGCCAUUGAUCACGGUACUGGAGGUGUGGUGGGCGCGGCACAGAUGCUUCAGGCGCAAGCGGCUGCUUUCGCCGCAGCCGGUGGAUGCAGCAGCGGAGUCGGCUGGCCGAGCUCUGCCUCAUUUGCAGCCUUGCCUUCUGGGGGCCCCUCAUGGUCGCUGUGGUCCUCGUACAAUGGUUCUGUGCCCAGCAGUUAUGCUGGUUACGCGUUACAGGCUGCAGCGGCAGCAUACUCGGGUGGUAGGUAAAUGCCGGGUCGGCCAGGGAAUUGCCGGGUCUUGCUGAGCGCCUGCGCAACCGCCAUGUCUAUGCAGCCCCGGCACACGAGAAGAGACAAUCCUGUGCCCAAUAGGUGCAUGCAUGACUUUUAUGUGCGAUGAGCGAGGCCAAGCCUAAUGUAUAUGUGGUGGUUUGUAUCAUCGCCGAAUGCGCGUACAUGUUUGUUUGCGCAUGUGACGUUUGGCAAUAACCAAGUGUGUGAGCAUGUGUCGGUGCCCGUCAUCUUUUCAUGUGCCAAGAGCGCAAUGCUCCGUCGCCGUUUUUCCAUGCUAGGCAAACGAGCACGGCGCUCUGUUUGACGGACCCUCGAAGAUUGCUGAGAGAGUGUGUGUGUGUGUGUGUGUGCGUAUGUGUGUGAAGAGUGAUGAUAGCAGCUUUAUUUCACGUGGCUGCGAAAGAUAAUGUCGGGUUGAGUUUCUUUCGUAUUCCGGUUUCCUGAUGCAUGAACAACUGGAUGGGAGCGCGUCGGGAUCCAUACAGCACGCUUACGACUUAUUAAUAUACUAACAUUAAAAGAGAGUAAAUGAGCGGCUUGGGUAGUUGCUACAUCGGACGAGCGCCCAGCGUGAUGGCUGCGAGAAAAUUUUGGACCAGUUUUAAUGGUGCAAUUUUGGUGGGGUUCGACCUUAGGGGUUCGACCCGGCAUGGUGGACGAAAAUGUGAGCUCGUGAUGAUCUUUGUGUGUGCGUGCAUGCUGCGUGUUCCCGAGAGUUGGACCUGGCUCCUUGCGUGCUAUGGGGGCUAGGAAUGAAAAAAGGCAGCUUUGAUUACAUGAAUGACAGAGAGCAGAGAUGUUCGUCCAUCAAUUAUUGCGGCAGUUGCAGGUGGAUUAAUUCACGACCGUUUUGUUGUAAUUGAGCUUGCCUG